AAACGAAGACGUCUCCCAGAAUGCAUCGCUUCAUUUAAAUCGAUCGGCAGCUGCUUUGCAAAAUGGCUGACCAAAACACGAAAGCUAAGGUUGAUCUGGGACUUCUCGAAGAAGAUGACGAGUUUGAGGAGUUUCCUACUGAAGAGUGGACGGCGAAAGCCGAAGACUCCCAAGAUGUGAACGUCUGGGAAGACAACUGGGAUGACGACAACAUUGAAGACGACUUCAGUCAGCAACUCAGAGCGGAACUUGAGAAACAGGGCUUCAAGGUCGACGGAACAGGAGAGCCAAUCAAGACAUGAGUGCAGGCCUCUGGAAGUUUAAGCGCACGUGUCAUCUGAAGAUUUACCCCCCUCCCAUCCAACCCUGAAGAUUUGAUUUGACAUUUUCUUUUUCCUCGCUUUCUGUAUGCUGUGAUAAAAUAAACCUUCUUCCUGA
Rhipicephalus sanguineus (brown dog tick) is the source of this 438-nucleotide messenger RNA. RefSeq names its product 26S proteasome complex subunit SEM1 (gene Sem1). Gene Ontology annotation, cellular component: proteasome regulatory particle, lid subcomplex; proteasome complex. The record is from RefSeq and is a predicted model, not a curated record. The coding region runs from base 63 to 302 and encodes 79 amino acids. Lineage: Eukaryota; Metazoa; Arthropoda; Arachnida; Ixodida; Ixodidae. Gene Ontology annotation, biological process: mRNA export from nucleus; proteasome assembly; double-strand break repair via homologous recombination. The transcript is spliced from 3 exons.